UUAUUAGUGAACAAAUUUUAUAACUGGCACACUGGUAAUGGCGGUCCAUUCCCUUGACGCUGGGGGGAAAAAAACGAAACGCAACUUGGCGAAAAAUUCGCAGCCGGAGAUGAAGACCAAAAUGGUAAGACGUUGAUGAUUGAUGGUAUUGCUAUGCUUGUGGCACUCACGCAUGUUUAUGGUAGCAUCAGAGCGGUUGUUUUAUUUGGAUUCUCCUUUUUUUUUUUUUCUACCGGGUUCCAUUGCACAAUAAACGGCAACAACAGUAUCCGUUCAGCCAAGGCAAUCAGUUGGCGCCGGGCACUUUCCCUUAAUUUGGACCAAUUUUUGUGCUUGACGAUUCAUGGUUGACAGGAUAACGAGGCAGAUCGGCUAAAUGAUCAGUAUUCGUUGGCGCUGGCGAUGUGCCAUGGGCAGAAUUCGC
Radiomyces spectabilis is the source of this 424-nucleotide messenger RNA. RefSeq lists its product as uncharacterized. The coding region runs from base 136 to 351 and encodes 71 amino acids. The transcript is spliced from 3 exons. Lineage: Eukaryota; Fungi; Mucoromycota; Mucoromycetes; Mucorales; Radiomycetaceae. The record is from RefSeq and is a predicted model, not a curated record.